UACUGCUCAUUUCUGAGUUUUCUGAGAUGGAGCUCCGUGGCUCGCCGCAUCUUGCUGGACUUCAGAGAAAACUCGCCGAACACCGCACAUUUGAAGGCUUGUGUACGACACACUAAGGCCGUCCCCAAAUAAAACCACAAGAAACGUAUUGUGCAUUAAGUACUUUAUCAAUAAAUGUGAGUAUUUUACUGCUUCGUUAGGAGGUCCUAUUUUUAAGAUUAUCCUAGAAACCUUUCUGUCUCAUUUAUAGCCACCAUAGAUGUGGCCCCACCAAAACUUUUGUGUUUACUACAAGCCAACAUAGUCCUCUACAAAAUAUGUGAAUUCCAUUACUGUAAGUGACACGGGCGUAUUAGAAAGAUUUUCCCACAUUUUUGUUAACGUUUUGUGACAGUUAUGAGCAAUGAUUUUUUAAAACACAAUGACUAAUGCAUCCUUAAUAAAAUCUAACCCAAAAUUGGCUACCUAUCCCAACCUUAUUAAAAAUGCAUGUAUCUACCUGACUCAUCAUCACAUCAUUGCUGACAUUGUUGGGUACUAAACACUAGUAGGGAGAACAUUUAGUACUCUCAAUAACACAACUAGCAUCAUCAUUUUCAAAUUAUUCAGUUACACACUUAAAGUUAUUUUCAUCAUAACCAGCAUGAUCUGCCAUAUUGGUGAAUGCUGAGAGUCUCAUCCAACCAGGACCAAGAAGAAAUCAAGUGUUACUGCCUCAGUAAACAAAAGAACAUUGUGAAUCAGGUUAUUGAGGGUGCAGAACCUUUACUAUGGUUUAUGAGUGGAGGUCAGACUGGGCAGCAGCCAUGGGGUCAACCGAACAGUGGGCAUGUGAAGAGCUGGAGCGUAUAGGUCUCUGUGAUCCCCAGGUAAUCAUCCAUUACCUUCAACCCAUUGAGGAUGCUGCUGAGGUGAGGGAAUACCUGACAUCCAUGCUGGAUACCUCUGAACCCUCACACACCAGGUUCAUAGAGGAGUUCUUGCGCAGGCAACAGGAGGCAAAGGCAAGCAAGGACUUGAGGUUUUAUCGUAAGCCAGACCUUGAAGCUGACUCUAUCAAGGUCACUGACAAGAAGAAGCAAAAAACACCAAAAGAGGGGAAUGGGAGAGGACAGAGAGAAAGUUCUAAUUGUGUUGUCACUACUCCCCCAUCCUCCACACUCUCGUCUAACACCACCUCUAACUCAUCAUCAGGGAAGAAAAAGACAAAAUUUGUUAACCUAUACUCUGAGGAUGGAGCAAACAGGGAUGUUGUGUUGCUAAGUGGGCGGCACCGCUGUGAGUGCCAGGCCUUGCGACAUCGCUUGGUGGGAAAUUGCUUGCGUUGUGGCCGUGUGGUGUGCCAACAGGAGGGCUCUGGCCCAUGCCAAUUUUGUGGUAACCUGGUGGUGACGAGGGAGGAGAGGGAAUUGCUCAACCGUGGAUCAAAGAAAUCAGAGGCUUUGCAACGACGACUCCUAAGUGACAAAAAUGCAAUGGUCAAGGAACUGCCACCACCAGAGGAGCAGACAGAUGCCUUGCAGAAGGCAGUUGACCACAAGAAUCGGCUCCUAGAGUUUGAUCGAACAAGUGAACGGCGAACGCGUGUUUUGGAUGACGAGAGUGACUACUUUAGCCUCGACUCGCGCUGGUUGGCUGAAGGCGAUCGGGAGAAGCUACGGCAGCGAGAGGAGGAGCUGAGGGCCAAAAGGUUCUCGCGAGGCGGUCAGACAGUGACGAUUGAUUUGGUGGGCCGGCGAGUGGUGGAGGAUAUGCAGACUACAGCAAUUUACAACCCUGAUGACCCACUGGUGAAGGAAGUGUUGGAGGGGAGGACCAGUGACAUUUUCUCUGCUCCAGACAGGGAGGAGAGCGGACCGAAGGUAGAAGUGAGUCGACCAAUGUAUCAAGACACUGGCCUGACCACCACCAGCACACACAGGGUUGGCAGGAAGUUUGGUGGACCUCUUCGUGUGCAAGACCGAGAAUUGCAAGAGAUGAGGGAUGAGGGUAUGUGCCUCAGUAUGCACCAGCCCUGGGCGAGUCUCUUAGUGGCUGGGAUAAAGAUCCAUGAGGGACGCACAUGGUAUUCUGCCCACCGCGGAAGACUGUGGAUUGCUGCUGCAGCCAAAAUCCCUCAGUUGGAGGAAAUACGACAACUUGAAGACCAGUAUCGUGUUCUUUUAGGCAAGGAGAACAUAACAUUUCCCCAGCACUAUCCUCCAGGCUGUCUGCUGGGAUGUGUUGAUGUUGUUGAUGUCCUGCCACAGGAAGAGUACCGGGAGAGAUUUCCUGAGGGUGAGAGCGAGUCUCCCUAUGUCUUUGUUUGCCAAAAUCCACAGGAGAUGGUCAUAAAAUUCCCAAUCAAAGGACAGCACAAACUAUUUAAAUUGGAGUCCAAAAUUCACCAAACAGCAAAGAAGGCACUGAGGCAUACUUAAUAGAGAGAGAGAGAGGAGGGGGAGGAGAACUGUGUGUGUAUUUAUCUAGUUGUAUGUUACAGGGUUUGAGCGGGGCUCUUAGUGACCUGUCUCCACAUCUACAUUUAUCUAUCUUUUCCUUAAAUUUAUGCACACUUUCUGCUGUUACAAUCUUUUCACUUAAUCUAUUCCUGAUGUCCACCAUGUGUGUGUGUGUGUGUGUGUAAAGAAAUGAGUAAAUGAGUGAAAGAGGAAAACACACAUACACACACACACACACACACACACACACACACACACACACACACACACACACACACACACACACACACACACACACACACACACACACACACUUACACCUUUAUGCUCCUUCAGUGUUGGGAAACAUUGUCAUUCAAGGUGACUCCAUCAAAUAGAAACAUAGCACACCACCAACAUACUAAAACUUCAAGAGCAGUUGGAUGAAAGUACGAUAGUUUGUUAAAGGUUCUCAACACCAACCUCACUUUUGACCUCCAGGAAAGAAAUGCACUAUAGUCACACAAUUGUACUCUUGGUAAUUCAUCAUUCAUCUCAUUUAUGUAUUCUCCCAUGUUUGGGGUAAGGGACGGCAAGGGAACUGGGAAUCCUCUCUUUAGCAUUCUUAUUUCUAGAAGGAGACCAAAAUGUGAUGUCUCUGGGCUGCCUCUGUACAGGGAAUCUUUGCCUGGUGUCUUAAGGGAAUGCUUUAUGUUAUUCAGCAAGAUAAAAGAAAAUACAUAACAAAUCCAUGUGUUAAGGAAUAGUGCUUAGAUACGUAUUUAGUAAAAUGAAAUACAUAACAAACACUUUGUCUUGAAGGAAUGGUUUGUAUUAUGUUGAUUGAGAUGAAAAAAUACAUUGAGAAAUAAAGGAAUGGUAUGUAUAUAUUCAGUGAGAUAAAGAAAAUGUAUUACAAAUAUAUCUUCAUAUUCAAUGAGAUAAACAAAAAUAAAUAAGUACAUGUAUCUUCAGUAAAAUAAAAGGUAAAAAAAACAAUAAUGAAUAAAUAAAAA
Portunus trituberculatus (swimming crab) is the source of this 3436-nucleotide messenger RNA. RefSeq names its product activating signal cointegrator 1-like. NCBI's taxonomy places the organism in Eukaryota, Metazoa, Arthropoda, Malacostraca, Decapoda, Portunidae. Gene Ontology annotation, cellular component: nucleus. Gene Ontology annotation, molecular function: zinc ion binding. The transcript has 2 exons. The record is from RefSeq and is a predicted model, not a curated record. Bases 771 to 2420 code for a protein of 549 amino acids. Gene Ontology annotation, biological process: regulation of DNA-templated transcription.